UGUUCAUACAUAAGGUUGGGGGGAGGGAGACAUUGCUCUUCCCCAAUAUUACAGAAUGGACAAUGUGAAUCCAACAGGCAGUGUGAGAGGACAGUGAGAAGCUCUGUAGGAAAUAUCUGAGAGAUAAAGCAGUGGAGAUGAUCAAAUCCAUACCCCAGCACUGACCCCUGGAUCACCCCAUCCAGUCCACCAGCCAGCACUGACCCCUGGGUCACUCCACUCAGUUUAUCCCCUAGAUCACCCCGCUCAGUCCGUCUCCCAGUGCUGACCCCUGGAUCACCCCACUCAGUCCGACUCCAGCACUAACCUCCUGAUACCAUUCAUUACUGGAGUAUAAUUUCCAAUUCUAUUUGAUACUAGAUUACCCUCCCCUCAGAUCAGGCAAGUUGUCAUUUAUUUGCAAAAAAUUGAAUACUAUUUCCUGUUUGAUCACCGAUAGGAAUUCACACGUUUCAAUGGAUAACAAUUGUUGAAAUCACUGACGACGGUGAUAUUAAGAGAUCGAUGCGACUUGGAUUUUAUGGAAAGGAUUACCUCAGCUUCGAUCAAGAUAGAAUGAGAUGGAUCACAACCAAUCACAAUGCAGUGAAGACUAAAGAGAAAUGGGUUCUGAUGAAUCCUGGAACAAAUAUUGGGAAACAUCUAGAGCAAGGGUUUGUUCAGGAUUUAAAGAGAUAUUUGCAAGCUGGAAAGCAGUAUUUUGGAAGGAAAGUUCAGCCUGAAGUGUUCAUCUCCAGGAGGGAGCCCAAUGGUCAGGACAAGCCGCUCACUCUCUCCUGCUUGGUCACUGGGUUUUAUCCUGUAGACAUCGAGGUGACCUGGCUAAGGAAUGGAGAGGUCAUGUCUGAGAGCCAAUCCUCGGGGGUUCGACCGAACCACGAUGGGACCCAUCAGAUCCAGAAAGAGAUUGAGAUCAAUGCUGGGGAUGAGGAUCAAUACUCCUGUCACAUUGAACACAGCAGCCUGGCAGAGGCCCAGCUCUAUCAGUGGGGUGAGGGACUGGAGUCUGUGUGUCUGUGUGUGUCCAUGCAAUUUUUUUUACAACGCAUAAACUUUUAAAAUUUAUGAAAAUAC
Molecule: messenger RNA, 1074 nt
Organism: Chiloscyllium plagiosum (whitespotted bambooshark)
Lineage: Eukaryota; Metazoa; Chordata; Chondrichthyes; Orectolobiformes; Hemiscylliidae
Source: RefSeq, a predicted model, not a curated record